Messenger RNA from Acanthopagrus latus (yellowfin seabream), 6862 nucleotides. RefSeq names its product La ribonucleoprotein 1, translational regulator (gene larp1). The transcript is spliced from 21 exons. The coding region runs from base 498 to 3821 and encodes 1107 amino acids. Lineage: Eukaryota; Metazoa; Chordata; Actinopteri; Spariformes; Sparidae. The record is from RefSeq and is a predicted model, not a curated record. Gene Ontology annotation, cellular component: cytosol; cytoplasmic stress granule. Gene Ontology annotation, biological process: mRNA stabilization; positive regulation of translation. Gene Ontology annotation, molecular function: RNA cap binding.
AUAAUAUAUAUAAAAUAAUUAUUAACUGACUACAGAAAAGCACAAUCUAGUCUUGAUACAUCUCAAGCACUUGAAUGCACCCUCCACAGUGACACUUUAUGACUUCCGAAAUUGGUAAUGGACGACGAGGAGGCACUUGAACGCAGCAUCUCGACCUGACCCAAGAAGCGCGCUCCCGGCUGUACGUGGUUACUCCCCCUCUACGGUGUACGUGCGCGCACCCCUGUAUCGCGUGGUGGGGAUCAUCCAUAUUGCUGCUAGUGGUGGAGUUAAGGUUGUAAUCCUGAGAGGCCCUCGGACACGUUUCUUUAUUUUUAUACAUGUUUUAAGUCGGCGCUGACUGCUCUGCGUCUUAGACUGAAGCUCUUCUGGUCUAGGAGCGACAGAGGAGCGGCAGACUCCGCGGAACAACUUCACAUUUUCUUGAAAUUGAGGGCGAAUUCGGGCCGGGGGGAGGACUGGUAAUCCUGAGGGGGGAAGAAAGACGGCGGUGGGAAAUGGCCACUCAGGUGGAGACUCUCCUGCCCGGCAACCCGCUCGCCAAAGCGGAGGAGCACGGUAAAGUCAUCCGCGGUGAGCCGGAGGAACAGGAGGGCAGCCGGGGCGACGGGGCCAAGCGGCAGACGGGUGUCGCCGACCAGGGGAGCAGCAGCGGCGGCAGCAGCCCCGGGCAGGGAGGGACCCCCGGUACGGAGGAGCGGACCUCCAAAGAGGCGACAGACGGGAGCAAAGGGGGUAGUGACGGCGAGGACAAGCCCAACGAGGAAGGUGUUAAAGGCUGCAACAGAAAGGAGUUUACUGAAGCUCCCCCGCCCAAGGUGAACCCGUGGACUAGGAAAAUGAAUGCGGUGACCGUGGUCAGCGUGAAUGGACAAGCACACCACGAGUCUACCGGCCCCGCCAAGGUGGUGAGAGCAGGGAACCCCCCCAAGGCCAGACGUGGAGGAAAGGUUGGAGACUUUGGCGACGCCAACAGCUGGCCGACCCCAGGCGAGAUUGCUACUAAAGACAUGCAGAUGGAGGCAGUGACACGGACCGUGUCCUGCCCGCCGACUGUCAGGCAGGUCAGAGACUCAUGGAGAUUCACUGGCCCUAAGAAGACAACAACAAUGACCAAGAAGGAGUCGAAGGAGAAGAGGGAGAUCAUCGAGGAGAGCAAGGAGAACCUGAAGGCCAAGUCGGACGACUCCGGAGAGGAGAAGAAUGGUGACGACGACUCCCAGAAGAACGGGCCGAGGAAAAAAGGAAAUAAGCAGAAGUGGGUCCCCCUGAUGAUUGAGGUGAAGUCCGAGGGUCCGAGGGAGCGCUCGGCCUCCAGGAACAACAGCAGACAGAACGAAAACCCCCGCCUGCCUCCCAACGCCAGGAACGACCUCAGAGACUGGCACAGUCAAAAGUACGAGCGUGAGUGGCGCGACGACCACGACGAGGUGUCCAGUGUGAAGAGCGAGGGAGCGCCGUUCCGCGGAGGGUUCAGAGGUCGCGGACGCGGGAGAGGAAGAGGUCGGGGACGAGGCAGAGGUGGUGCAAGAGGCCAAUACGACUACAACUAUGGCUACAAGUCCUACGAUAUGAAAGACGGCCCGUACGGACAGAAGUUUGGCAACACGGUGACCUACUACUAUGACAACAUGAGUAGCAACGACCUUUUCUCCGUCGAUCAGGACCUGCUGAAGGACUACAUCAAGAGGCAGAUUGAGUACUACUUCAGUCUGGACAACCUGGAGCGGGACUUCUUCCUGCGGAGGAAGAUGGAUCAGGAGGGCUUCUUGCCCGUCGGACUCGUCGCCAGUUUCCACAGAGUGCAGGCCCUCACCACCGACGUCAACCUCAUUCUGGAAGCUUUGAAGGACAGUAAGGAAGUGGAAGUGAUUGACAUGAAGAUCCGUCGUAAGGUGGACCCAGAGAAGUGGCCCCUGCCGGGCCUGAACAUGCCGAACCAGACCCACACCGACUUCUCUCAACUCAUCAACUGCCCCGAGUUUGUCCCGAGACAGCUGACCGAGGAGCCCAGAGGGUCUCCCAGAGCCUCCACACCAGUAAAGCAUAAGACCAAGACUGAUUCAGACAUCUCCAACCUCAAGACGAUGCCCAAGGGCCUCUCUGCCAGCCUCCCCGACCUGGACUCAGAGUCCUGGAUCGAGGUCAAGAAGAGACCCAGACCCUCUCCGGCCAGACCAAAGGUCAGCACAGAGAAGGCCCCAUCGUUGGAGCAGCGGAAGGAAAAGGACGACUUGGUUCGCUCCCCGCUGCCGCUGCCUGGCUCCUCGCCCUCCCCUGCGACCUCAGGAAAUAAGGAGGGAGCGGAGCAAGACGAACCUGAGGAGCUCGACUUCAUGUUCGACGAGGAGAUGGAGCAGAUGGACGGGCGGCGUAACACCUUCACCGACUGGUCGGACGAAGAAACAGACGGUGAGAUCGAUGACCAGGACGUCAACAAGAUCUUGAUUGUGACGCAGACGCCGCCGUACCUGAGGAAGCACCCGGGCGGCGACCGCACGGGACACCACACGUCGCGCGCCAAGCUGUCCAGCGAGCUGGUCAAGGUGAUCAACGACGGACUCUUCUACUACGAGCAGGACCUGUGGGACGACACGUACGAGCCCGAGUACGCCACCAUCAAGCAAGAGGUGGAGAACUUCAAGAAGGUCCACCUGAUCAGCCGCGAACAGUUCGACUGCCUGACACCUGAACCCCCCGUCGACCCCAACCAGGAAGUCCCUCCAGGACCCCCAAAACCCCAGCAGAUCCCCACAGACGCUCUGGCGAACAAGCUGUUCGGUGCCCCUGAACCCUCCUCAAUAGCUCGCUCGCUCCCCACUACCGUGCCUGACUCGCCCAACUACCGCAGUGCCCGGACGCCCCGCACGCCUCGCACGCCUCACAGGAAGGACCAGACCAUGACGCCGCGCUUCUACCCAGUGGUGAAGGAAAGUCGACCCGUAGAUGCCAAGACGCCCAGGAAGAGGAAGACCCGACACAGCUCCAACCCGCCCAUGGAGUGUCACGUGGGCUGGGUGAUGGACUCCAGAGAGCAUCGCUCCCGUACUGCUUCCGUCAGCUCUAACGCCAGUCCGUCAGAGGGCACCCCUGUCCUGGGUAACAUCGGCUGCACGCCUCAGUCCCUCCCCAAGUUCCAGCACCCAUCACACGAGCUGCUCAAGGAGAACGGCUUCACGCAACAUGUUUACCACAAGUACCGCAGGCGCUGCCUCAAUGAGCGGAAGCGGCUGGGAAUCGGCCAAUCCCAGGAGAUGAACACACUGUUCCGCUUCUGGUCGUUUUUCCUGCGAGAUCACUUCAACAGGAAGAUGUACGAGGAGUUCAGACAGCUGGUGGUCGAGGACGGGAAGGAAGGAUACAGGUAUGGUUUAGAGUGCCUGUUCAGGUACUACAGCUACGGUCUGGAGAGGAAGUUCAGGCCAGACAUCUUCAAGGACUUCCAGGAGGAGACCAUGAAAGACUACGAAGCUGGCCAGCUUUACGGACUGGAGAAGUUCUGGGCCUUCCUCAAAUACUCCAAAGCCAAGACCCUGGAGAUCGACCCCAAGCUGCAGGAGUGCCUGAGCAAGUUCAAACGUCUGGAGGACUUCAGAAUCGAUCCGCCUAUGGAGGAAGGACGCCGCAGAAGACACUCGUCCAGCGGGGACGGUCGCCGCCGGCACCCAUCUCAGCCCUCCAGUCGGCCCCACAGCCAGGCGAGCUCCGGCCCCAGCCCCGCCCCCGCCGCCCAGGGCCUCGCAGCCAAGGAUGAUGCCAAACCCACCAGCCAGAGAGCCCCCGCCGCUGACCCCGCACCAGAUGCCAAGACACUGAAAUAACUCAACCAACGCGCCGGCCAACACGGAUCAACUCAACCACGUCUGCAAGUCGCUGGUUCUCUCUGCGCCACAGGAGGGGGGAGGGGGGCGUCCAGCUCGUCAUUCAAGCAUGAGAAUAAUAUUUUUUUUUCCCCCCCAAAGACAAAUUUUUGAUUGAGAAAUAAGGAAGACAAUUAGGACGGCUUAUCAAUUAGUUUUACCUUUUUUUGAGGAAAAAACAUGAUUUUUCUUUUUUGUUUGUCUUAAUGAGGCAAGAAACUGAUGAGGUGUCAAACACUUUUUUUCUUUAACAAAUCAUUUCCAGUCCACACGGUGGAUGGAUUAGUGAUGAUUUACUAACCUGGAAAUGUUUUUUUUUUUUUUUUUACAUUUCAUGUCGACCCCCCUCUCUGUCACUGGGACCCCUCUUUGAUCGUCACUGUCCUGCUGGCUGAAAGAUAUUUGAUUCCUCGCCCAGAUCUCAGAUUCAUGAUUAUUAUUUCUUCGGCAUGUGGUGAGAUUGCAGACUUGGAAAUAGUUUGAAAAACACUGAGUAUCUGAAAGAGGAGGCCGUGCUGCUCCCGACAUCCAACCGGACCAAAGUGGUUUGAACCGAGCGACUGACACUUCCAUCCGCAGAGUCCCCAGUGCUCUCAGUCAAAAUAUUUGAUUUACUUCACGGCUGGACAUCGAGGGGAAAAUAUCAAAGAACCAAAUGAUAAAAAAUAGAGGAAAAAAAAGACUUGUACGAAUCCCUCAGUGUGGACACGAUCAUUGAAAGUUGCCUUAUUUUAAUGGUUUUACUGCUUCUAACUUGUGCCCGCCACCUUAUUGUCGAUUGUACAGCAUUGAAUUCACCCAUAUAUCCGGUCACCGCUUCCAGCAGAGGCCACAAGGAGGCGCUCUGUCUGCCAAACUGUCCCCCCUUCACUCCCCUCCGUCACCUUUUCUGAACUGUCUUCCAAGUGUCACUCGGUCUGUUACAAGUCCUGUAAUUCUUCCUUGUGUUUGCAAGUUGUGGCUUUUUGUGCUGAAACACGUCAACCUGGUGGAAGGUUCUCCUCCUCCUCCUCCUCCUCCUCCUCUUCCUCCAAAAAAAAAAAAAAAAUCAACAUAUAAACACUUACGCAGGGUGGAGAGUUGGGAAGGGAGACGAUCUUGCUCUGGGUGCUUCCUGACUUUCUCUCCCCCUCCCUCGCGCCGCAUCCAUCCGUUCAUCCAUCCGUUUCGACAUCCAUCCAUCAGUUGACGACAGCGACGAUCAGGACUGGAAUCAUCAAAUCUGGAUUACUUGAAGAAGAAGCGAUGGUUACGAGGAGGGCCGUCGUGCUCUGUCGCAGGUGCUCUGGGUGGAGAUGAGGCUCAGACAUUUUGGACUUCACCGCUACACUGAAGUCCGCUCGGCCUCGGGCGCUCGCCACCUCUUCCCGUUUCACACACAGACACACACACACACACACAUCAGUCACAGGCACGGACACUGACGCAGGUACAGAUGUAGCGGCAUGAACAAGCUGAAAGAAACACAACAAAAAACACACUCAAAGCUCCAAGUCUUGCCUCGCUGUGGAGAAAAGUUCUAUUCAGUCAUCACACUUCCUACAGACAACAGUGUCGAGUACUGAUGAUAUCAGAUAGUGAUUCUUUUUCCUCCACUAAUGUAAAUGUGAAUUUGACAGAUGAAGAGAAGUGAUUGCAGCUCCCUGCUACUUGUUUUGUUUAUAGAACAGAUGAUAUAUUUGCCUUACAUGUGUAUGUACUCUUUUUUUUUUUUUUUUUUUUAAUGUUCUCAUGAUUAUCUUUUAAUGCUUUUUAAUUUUUUGCAGUGUUUCUAGUGUUGUCGUCGUUGUUAUGAUGGAGGUUUGUGUCAGGCUGUUUAAAAAAAAAAAACAUCUGGAUUUACAGAAAACGGGGACAGGAUUCACAACACAAAAGGGAAAGUUGGUAUCAGGUAUUCAGUGUGAGGACUAAAUCUGUUAAGCUCAGAUUUCAUGUUGAAAUCAGUUAAUUUGCUCUUUAUUUCUUUUAUGAAGAUGUUUUUUUGCCAAGAUGACAAAGCAGCUUUUGUUAACAUGAUUGACUCGGAUCGAUUGUUAAAUCUUCAGCCUCUCUCGAUAAACACCGCCUGCAAAGUCUGAGAAAUGCAGAGAAAUGAUUUGAUUUCCGAAGUUCCUAAAAAAUCUGGAAAAAAGUCUUAAUACACGUGUAGAUAUCCAGAUGUUUAAUGAAAUGACCCUCUUUCCGUUAUCAUACUGCAGUGUUUGUUUUUGGUCCUGAGGAAUGAAUCAAAGAGAAAAAGCCUGACAAAUUCUCUAUAAAACUGUUACGUCUGUAUUUUUUUGUUCUGAGGAGGCGGAUUUCACAUUGUCCUGUCAGUGUUUCUCUUCUUUCAGUUUUCUUCCUCUAAAAAUCCACAAUUUUUGGAAAACAUGAAAAUGCAAAGCAAAGCUGUACUUGUUUUUUUUUUUAUUAUUUUAUUUUAUUUCCUGUUUUGUUGGUUUAUCUUCAGGGAGAUUCGGAUCAGAGGCUUCACAGUUGAUGCAUCAAAGUGUUUACUGGAGGUUUAAAGAUGGAAAAAUAAGAGCUACAAAGUAUUCAGACAAGAAGGAAAAAAAAACAAAAAAAAACUUGCAUUUCCCAAAAACCAGCGAAGCCUUUGAUCGGGGAGAGCUGGUGUGUGUGGCUGCAGACAUGACGGACUGCCACUAGGGGGCCUUCUACCUGGGGACAGUCUCAGUGAUCCCUCCCCUCUAAUGUGAUCAUCACCUGUCACCGGACAUUUGGGUGGAUUUCAGGUGUUUUGGGAGUUUUCAGCCUUGGAGCUGCUGCUAGCUGUCCAAACAAACUGUAGGGGGCGCCGCAGCCUCCGCUCGUCAGUUUUACUCGGACUGGGCCAGCUGUGGCCGGACACUGCAGAGAUGAGUGAUGGACGUGGGGAUGGAGGAAGGAGCAGGAGAGAGAGAGAGGAGAGUAAAGAUCCCAGCUGGGGUUUGUGAUGUCGCUCAGAGGAUUAUGGCUGGUUAUGAUGUCUGGAGACUGAAUUUAAAAAAAGAAAAAAAAAA